This is a messenger RNA of Nematolebias whitei (Rio pearlfish), 1360 nucleotides long. It is a transcript of the gene marchf9, whose product is annotated as membrane-associated ring finger (C3HC4) 9. Gene Ontology annotation, biological process: protein ubiquitination. Gene Ontology annotation, molecular function: ubiquitin-protein transferase activity; zinc ion binding. Lineage: Eukaryota; Metazoa; Chordata; Actinopteri; Cyprinodontiformes; Rivulidae. The record is from RefSeq and is a predicted model, not a curated record.
GGAGAGCUGUUGAGCCCUUGUCGCUGUGAUGGCUCUGUACGCUGCACCCAUCAGCCCUGCCUAAUCCGCUGGAUAAGUGAGAGGGGCUCCUGGAGUUGUGAGCUCUGCUACUUCAAGUACCAGGUCCUGGCCAUCAGCACCAAGAACCCACUGCAGUGGCAGGCCAUCUCUCUGACGGUGAUUGAGAAGGUGCAGAUAGCAGCCAUAAUCUUGGGUUCCCUGUUUCUCAUUGCCAGCAUCUCCUGGCUCAUUUGGUCCUCCCUCAGUCCCUCAGCCAAGUGGCAACGUCAGGACCUGCUUUUCCAAAUCUGCUACGGCAUGUAUGGCUUCAUGGAUAUCGUCUGCAUAGGCCUCAUCAUCCACGAGGGAUCAUCAGUGUAUCGAAUCUUCAAACGAUGGCAGGCUGUCAAUCAACAGUGGAAAGUACUAAACUAUGAGAAAUCUAAAGACUUGGGUGACCCGGUGAGUUCGAACAGUAAGAACGGUGCCCGCAGCGCUCGCAGCAACCCUCAUGGUCUGGCCAGCAGCAGCAGGGGGCGACAGAGCAGGAGGCUGAGGACUAUUCUGAACCACCACUGUGGAUACACCAUCCUGCACAUCCUGAGUCAGCUGAGGCCCAAUGACCCACGGAUCAGUGCCGCUGCCAAUCGAGAGGUGGUGAUGAGGGUUACGACUGUAUGAGAUGUACCAGGACAUCUUCUUUGUGUCUGAUGUAAAACAGUGGAGGAACUUGUGGACCUAAUAUGAAAAAUCACACACACACAAAAAGCCCUAAAGAGGGCAUCAAGGUCCCUGCAUGGAGCUGAUGAUGCCCAGAGCAUCAAUACAAUGAACACGAGUGAGGAUUUCUCCUUGUGUUUCCUACAACAGAAGGAAGCUAGACGCUCCUUUUCAGCCAUUUAAAAACUGUUGAAGAAAGGAACAAACAAGCACUAAAAACUUCAACAUGAAGUCUAAGGUGGGGGUGGGGAAGUUGUAAACAGGCUUUGUACCCUAAUACAGUGCAACAUGAUGGAGUUUUUUUAAUUCAAUAUCUGGAUGCACAGAAGCAUUCUGUUUUUGUUUGUAUUCUUCUGUUUGAUUUGUAUUGCUGGUUUUUUUCUACUUGAUUUGAUUUUAUAGGGAUGACUUUAAAUGAAACCGGGAGUGGUAACUCCAUACAUGCCAAACAUUUUCAGACUACUAUUUAUAAGGAUUUUAAAAUUUCUACAAGUCAUCCAAUGCUGGCGAAUAGACCGAAAACUGAGACUAAACAGACGUGAGGGGCAGUUAGAAGUGUUGAAGGAACAAUAAUUCAGUGUUUAAAGUAUUUCUGUUACAUUUAACCUUUCUGCAAUAAAAAUACAUAUGUACAUUUCAC